AAAGAACCGCCGGAGCUCCACAUCUUCCGAAACUUCAAAAAAUCUUAAUACACAGAACUACAAAUAUAUAAAUUCAAUCUUGUCACACUUAAAUUCUACUUUUCUUUUCCUUUCCCUUCUCUUCCCUUCUCUUCCUUCUUCAUACAACCAACCAUUUGUCUCUUCAUGAUCAACUAGACAAACCUCCUCCAAAAAAUCUCAAGAUGGUAAAUCAAGAGUUGAAUCAAAGCAAAUACGUAACCUUAGUAUCCAGUGAUGGCUUCGAGUUUGUAGUGCUUCGUAAAGCCGCCAUGAUUAGUCCCGCCAUCCGUGGCAUGCUGGAUCCUAAGAGCAAAUUCGCUGAGGCACAGUCUGGCCGAUGCCACUUUCCAGAGAUUUCCGGACUAGUCCUCGAGAAGGUAGUCGAGUACUUCCAAUAUUGGUACAAGAAUAAGGACCGUGAAGAAGCCCCGGAGAUGGAUAUCCCCGUUGACAUGUGUCUCGAGCUUCUGACGGCGGCGGAUUUCCUUGGUCUUGACAACGCAACCUAACUUCCCACGCGCAGCUACCAAUCCUACCUAGGUAGAUGAAGUUGGGAUUAAUCACGAGAUACAUGGCUAAAGACGGAUCGGAUAUCACGAGGCAUAAUGGCGUUCCAUCGGCGUAACAUAACGAUACCACUUCAGGAUGAGUACCUACAUUUGAUUUGCAAGUCGAGGAAAGAGAUGUUUUGAGAAGGUUAAUGAAGACUGAUAUACAUCAUGGCCGAAUCUCGCUGCCCGCGAAGGUUACAGUCAACGGUGAGUUGAAUGAAUGCCUUCAGUGACAUGUGCCUUGCGGCUCUCUCUUAUGCCCCAUCUAAGCAUAUACGUUCAACAUUUCACUCCUCCGUGGGUUAAACGUCUAUAUCAGAUGGAAGAUUGAUUUUAUAGUCCCCCUCACUCUGCGUGCCUUGAGUUUCUCUAUGAAGAUCAUGCUUUUUAGGAGGGGAUACAUACCUAUGCACAUCGAAAUUAAUAUGUCAGUAACCAGUGGGUUAUGCCCACAGUAUAAUUAAUAUAUUUUGUCGUGAAAAAACGUGCUCCAAUUUUAC
Molecule: messenger RNA, 1072 nt
Organism: Hypoxylon fragiforme
Lineage: Eukaryota; Fungi; Ascomycota; Sordariomycetes; Xylariales; Hypoxylaceae
Product: POZ domain-containing protein
Exons: 4
Coding region: 204-530 (108 amino acids)
Biological process (GO): ubiquitin-dependent protein catabolic process
Cellular component (GO): elongin complex
Molecular function (GO): protein-macromolecule adaptor activity
Source: RefSeq, a predicted model, not a curated record